Varanus komodoensis (Komodo dragon) is the source of this 1885-nucleotide messenger RNA. RefSeq names its product adipogenesis associated Mth938 domain containing (gene AAMDC). The record is from RefSeq and is a predicted model, not a curated record. Gene Ontology annotation, cellular component: cytoplasm. The transcript has 4 exons. The coding region runs from base 1445 to 1813 and encodes 122 amino acids. Lineage: Eukaryota; Metazoa; Chordata; Lepidosauria; Squamata; Varanidae. Gene Ontology annotation, biological process: positive regulation of fat cell differentiation.
UGGUUCUGAUCCAACAGGGCUUUUCUUAUGUUCUUAAAUUAGCUAUUUGUGACUGGCUACGCCUCCCAUAGCAGCCAUUUUAUGAACAUGCAUGGUCCCAACCCUGUGGCAGCCAAUUUGUGAGAGUACCCACAAUGCUUUUUCAACAUGAACCAAAAAUGAAUCCCUAAACUAGUUCUUUUCUGGUGCAUUCUCCUUUCACUGUUCCAUUCCCCAUUUUCUGAUUGCAUUGAGAGCGUUUCCCUUUUUCACAACUUCAGGGGCCAUUACUUCUUGAACGACUAGUUGUCUAUAAAGGUUUCAGGGCACCACCAUUUCCUCAGAUACGGCAACUCCCAUGAUUGCCGCAAGUACACUGAGCUUGAUAUACUGCCCUUCUUGAAUAUCAAGCAUACUGAUUCCUUGAGCAAUAAACACCAGCUUCAUCACCCUGUUGAAUUUUAACUUUGCUGCAAAACAAAAAAAGAACAAACAAACCCAAACACAGAACCUUCUUUUAGUUAAGCAAAGCUGUCCAUCAGGAAUGCUGUCAGUCCGGCAGCCAAAGACGUAAAGGCAAGUAUGGUUCAUGUUAAGGAUUCCAAGCACACUCUGCCAGUUCUGUGAUCCUAUACGCCAAGCCCUCUUCUCACCUCCUCCACUAUGCCACAAGCUGCCCUAGGCUUUGCCGGCACCCUCAGUCAUGAAAUGUCCUUGGCUGCUGCAUAACUGAAGUUCAUGGACACCACAGCAGCUUUCCCAAGCUCAUCUCAUUUCUACAGUGUCCAGAACAUUGUGCCUGGUUCUGGGCAGCAAGGGCAGAGCCUGAGUCCAGGAGUCCAUUCCAACCCUUGAGAGUUUCCUGGACAGUAGGAUUUUGCACAGCUUUUUAAUCCCAUCUAAAAGACUCUAGAAAAUGGCAGUAAAUUUUAGACUAAAAUAAGCUAGUCUUUGGGGGACUGCUGCCUUUACCCCAAAUGCAGCCCCAGGGAGCUUCUCCAAGCCGGAAUCCAGCUCCAGAGGUCGAAGGCUUCAGCACCCUCGAUCUAGAGGAGUCCCUGGGCCAACCGACAUGCUCCUGUGAGUAAAAGAAGCACAUAGCCACAGCACUGGCUGGUGUCUCUGCUCUCCGGCUGCAAGGCACGGCUUUUUAAAUAAUUCUGUUCAGUGCUUUUGUGUCCAGGGAAUUAGCCAAGCUUUAUUAAGCAGCACCCCUGAUGGAGUCAUCAAUGGUUCUGGCUCAUUAAUUUUGCAGGUGAGAAUAAAGAUCCACUUUUCUCACACUGUGAAGGCAGAUGAUCUUGGACACAUUUGGAGCUGUGAUAGUGGUUGAGCUCGGUUUGACAUUUUGCAGGAGAUUAAAGUCCACUCUUGGCAAGUCAGGGACGAGUAUCUCCUGUCGACCAGACUGCGCCGGUGCCUUCCUUGGGAAUAAGGUUGAAAGGCAUUUGGUUCCCAUCCAACGAUGUCUUCUCCCGAAAUUGCGUCCCUCUCAUGGGGCCGGAUGACAGUGAAAGGCUGUUCCACAACGUAUAAGGACUGCAAAGUCUGGCCAGGAGGCAGCCGGCCGUGGGACUGGAGGGAGACCGGAACUGAUCACGUCCCCGGCGUUCAGCCUGCAGACGUCGAGGAAGUGGUUCAGAAGGGUGCCAAAACAUUGGUGAUCGGACGUGGCAUGAGUGAGGCCUUGCAGGUGCCCGCUUCCACCGUGGACUACCUGAAGAAACAUGGCAUCGACGUGCUGGUCUUGCAGACGGAGAAGGCGGUGAAAGAAUACAACACUCUGGCCUCCCAAGGGGCUCGUGUGGGGGGCGUCUUCCAUUCCACCUGCUAGGGCAUUCCCGGCAGCACUAGUCUUCGGCCAUCUUGUGCCUUGGGGUGAAUAAAAGGGAGCUCUUACGGUCAA